Molecule: messenger RNA, 216 nt
Organism: Aspergillus candidus
Lineage: Eukaryota; Fungi; Ascomycota; Eurotiomycetes; Eurotiales; Aspergillaceae
Exons: 2
Coding region: 1-216 (71 amino acids)
Source: RefSeq, a predicted model, not a curated record
AUGAAGCUCACCCCGCAGUCUCUCCACUUCUUCAUCCCUCUCCUCCUAGCCGCCCUCCCACUCCAAACCCAUGCAAUCUGUGCCGACGGCGAGUGCAGCGGCGCCGAGGGCGUCAUAUACGCCAACAACUGCCACUACAUUGCGACGGGGUCGCUGCAAGGAUAUUGCCAUGGCGGCUGGCUGUCCGGGUACAAUAUCGUACAUUAUCGAGUGUAG